GUAGGCGAGACUAAGGCGUGGCCGUUCUGUAAUCUGAACUGAAGGUACAAGGUAGCUCAUCUAGCUAGCUGUGUUUAUAGCAAGUGAGGACAGCUCCUCUUUUGUAUCUAUUGACAUAAUAUUUGCAAUGAAUGGACUAAGACGUUAGGGUUUAUUAUCAUUGUCACAAUGUCUGAGAAGAACAAAAGAUUGAAAUUUGGCAAUUCGCGCAUCCAAUUUGGUAAUAUUAUCAACGUUGCUGUUGAACAAGGCGAUGCCGACGGAUUAGAGCUCAUUUUGUCACAAGAUGGAGCUAAAGACCACAUUGAUUGCAAAAACAAGCAUGGACGGACUCCACUAGUUGUAGCUACUAAGCAAGGGAACCUAAAGUGCAUAAAGUUGCUCUUGUCUCAUGGCUGUGAUCUUCAUGCCACCAUGACUAAUGUCAAACAAGGGAAGGAGCUUCAUGUGUGGGAGAUUGCAGCUCAGAGAGGAUUCAGAAAAAUUGCAGAGUAUCUGAAUGGAUGCUUAGAUGAUUUAACUAAGUACAAUUAUCACCGAGCAAUGAUGGAAGCAGAUGUACUGGAGAUAUGUCAGAAUCCUAAUCUCACCGAAGCUGAUUUGAAAGAGUUUGAUAAACACAUUAAGAUCCUGAACACUCUCUCAACUUUCGACAUUAAUGGAGAUGAGAUGUCAGAGUCCCUCCUCAUUGUAGCUACCAAAGCUGAUAACAAGCUCAUAGUUGAGAGAUUACUAGAAGUGUACAACGUGACUCCAUACUCCAAUGAUCUCAAGACUGGUGAGUCUGCUCUCCACAUUGCCUGCAAAAAAUCCUCCGAUCUUCGUUUCUACAUCACGCAAAAGUGUCAAGACCUCAUUUUUUCAGUCGACACAAACGGAGAGAACCCGCUACACGUUGCCUGUCACAUGAAUGACCUUAGGUAUGUAACAUGGCUGUUCCAGAGGGUUCUAGAAAAGAUAGAGAACGAGACCCUACCCUCCAGUUCAUCUUUCUUGUCUUUACAGCUUGAUCAGCUAGAGAGACCAAAGUUCCAAUCGAUGAGUUCUCAUCCCCCCUUUCAUUUGAUGAAUUCUGACUCUGCCACUUCUUCUUCCAACAACUCUCUGGCUCACCGGCAGCUCCCUUUGUUUGAAGAGGCAGAGGAGUACGAAGAGCAAUCACCAGUUCAGCAUCCUCUCAAUGUCAUGUUAAGAGAUACUAAGUCUAAAUCUGAGCCUGACCUUCUUGACUCUGGUCUCACUGAUUCUGGUGCUAGUGGUCCUUCUGAUGGGCCCCAGGAGGAGGAGGAGGGGGAGGAUCGCCCACUCACUCUUAUCAUGAGAACCAAGGCAUCACGUAGAUCAGUAAAAGUUAUUAGCAAGGAAGGACAGGGCAUUGAACUAAUAGGAGGAGGAGGAGGAGGGGGAAAGGGAGGGAGAGAAGGAGGCAGUGAUAGCUUUUCAAGCAUUCAGUCGUUAAAGACGCAUCAAGUGAGCCUUGAGGAACUAGAGGCUUCAACUUAUUCUCUCUCUGAUAAUCCACUGAUUGCUUCUUCCCCUCCCCUGGAGGAUGUUACUGUGGCCUCAGUCAGUGAGUAUUCGGAUAGUACAAUGGAUACCAUACGCAAUGACAUCACCAGUGGCUACGAGAGCUAUACAACUGUUGACAGUCGAAGACACGACCAAGCAGUCUUGCCUCGUAAGAAGAUCCCAAUAGCUAAAGGAAGGAAGAGAAUCAACUCUGAGGAGCUUCCCUCAUCUCCUCACAGAACUUUGUCUAAUUUUGAAAACUCAUCCAAUUCUGACGUCUCUACUCUGUUAGACAGCACCGGUGAGUUACUGAAGAGUUUGACCUUCUCCCAUGGCCCCUCUCCAUUCACUUUUGACACUAUUCUCUCGGUACACAUGAGGCUCUUCUCGGUCAGUGCUAACGGCAGCAGUGUACUACACAUUACUGCUAGAAAUGGGCAUGUUGAUCUGCUCCUACUCAUCACUCAAGUUGCUAAAUACUUAGAGAACAAUCCCGACGGAGCUGAUGUGACUGUCCUCAUUAGGAAAACCAGCUCAAUAUGUACUCCACUGGAGGAAGCUAUCGAUAAAAAUGAAAGCAAUUGUCUUCGUAUUUUAAUGAAGUUUGCUAGCGAGACAUCAGUAUUUGAGAAUAUAUAUAAUGACUCUAGUCUGCUUCAGCGAGCCGUGAAGGUAGAGUCACUUGAUUGUUUAAAGGUUCUAUGCGAUUACGGACUGUGGAGAGAUGCUAAGGAGAGCCUUGUUACGAUAACCAAAAAACUUCCAAUCGAUUCAAUGUUUGGACGCUACCUCAUGUUUUAUCACAUUCAAUUGACUCUCUCCAUGUUGUGCUCUCGUGUUAAACGGAAUGGAAGCCUUACCAUUGACAAUGGGGUCCUCCGUUGGAAUGAUUUAGAGCUUGAGGAUAUCAACCUUUUGUGGUUGACUGAUGCUCCUGUGGCCAUUUCUACUGUAUCCCAUGCUUUCAAGACAAUGUCUAUUUCUCAACCUCUGCAGCAAAAUAAAGAGUUCUUCCAGAAGCUCGGGCUAGCAUGCAGUGAGUACUUUAAUAGCUACAUGUGGCAGCCACAGGCUCACCCCACUGCCUGGGCCUUGCUACCGAUUACCGAGAUUGAUCUAUCCUCCAAUAGACUGGAGGGGGUUUUGCCUGAAAUAUUCCAAAUAAAGACCCUCACCGUACUGAAUCUAUCCCACAACAGACUGGUAGCACUCCCUAGUAACUUUAACAUCCAGUCGCCAAUAUACACUUGCCAGAGCCUUGAAAAACUCAACGUGAGUCACAACUGUCUAGUGACCCUCCCCGAGGACCUUUUUUAUGCUGUUGGUAACUCACUGGAGGAACUCAACGCACGUAAUAAUUCCUUAGAGUCCCUCCCUCCCGGUCUGUGGGUCUGUACUAAACUGAGUAACGUCAACCUGAGUCAUAACAAGUUGACACAGCUGCAUUAUUUCAGCGAUUCAAAGUAUUUCUUUGAUCAGGCCUACUCGAGGACUCUCAUUAAUUCAAUGCAAUUGGACCAGGGGGCACUCCUUAACUCUGGUAAGAUGAAUGAAGAGGACUUUAUGGGUGUCAUGAAUUAUGCCACUCGUCUCAAUAUAUUUUAUCACACUCUCUCCCACCUCUUGCCUGCCACAUUUGAGAGUGGAUCUGCUCCACAUUACCUCCAGCAAGUCAUUGACAUUCACUGGUUGAGGACAAAGCUUAACAGCAGUCAAUCAUGUUCUCUCGAAUAUUUUGAAGUCUCACUCCCUCCCGAUGAAUCCUUAGCUAUUACUCAUUUAGAUUUAUCUUAUAACUCUUUUUCUGAGCUUCCCAAAGACCUUCCCUGUAUUGCACCUCAUCUCGAGAAACUGGAUCUUCGGGGAAACUCUAUCAAGAACCUUGACAUAGUCCGUGACAUGCCUUCAGAGAUAGCCUCGAUUAAUCUCAGCAGCAACAAAAUCUCUAGCGUCCAUUAUCAGCAUAAAGCUCACGUGUGCAUGAAUCCUGUCAAACUGUUGGACGGGUGCGUAUUGGAUCCAAAGGAAUCAAGAUUCUGCAGGCACAAGUCCCAUUGCAUCCUUGAUAAACUCACCAAUCUAGUCCUUCAUGAUAAUUCUAUCGAAUUUUUUAACUGCAUCCCACAGGGAGACAGUAUAGGAGGAGGAAGCACUUCUGCUAGUUUACAAUCGUUCGACAAGGAAGAGUGCCAAGCUUAUUUCCCUCACCUCUCUGUCCUCUCCCUUGAGCACAACAGUCUCCUUUGUGUCCCUAAUGGUAUCCAGUACUUGACUCAACUAAGCUCACUCUCUCUCUCUCAUAACUCUCUCAUUACGUACCUGCCUACUGUCAUGGGCCUCAUGAACCCUCAGGUCCUCCUCAUAUUGAAACUAGAUGGAGUGUCACCAAAGAACAUUGAUCCAAAGCUACUCAACAAGCCUGGGGCAAGAGCAAUCAUCACUUACCUGAAAUCAAUGUACCACAAAUCACAACCUUAUCAUCGCAUCAAGCUAAUGCUAAUUGGUGACAGCAAUGUUGGUAAGACCAGCCUCCUCCUCAAUCUCACAAAGAAAGGAAAAGUCUCUCGUUUCAAGGAGGUUGAAAAAGGAUUGAAUAAACUCCCGCUCUCAACCGUCGGGGUUGACCUUGGAGACUGGGAGUACAGCCCACAGUCCUUGAGACUGAAACCAGUGACCUUUAUGACGUGGGACUUUGGUGGACAGAUAGAGUAUUAUGCCACUCACCAGUGCUUCCUCACCCAGCGAUCUCUUUACAUUAUUGUAUGGAAUGCAAAAGAAAGGGAGAGAGGACUUGAGAGAAUUAGACCAUGGCUUGACAACAUCGGAAGUCGUAUACCAAAUGCUCCAGUCAUUGUAGUAGCGACUCACCUUGACUCUCUCCCUUCUCAGAGGAGGAGUGAGAUUGUUAAACGUUUGCAGACCGAGUUCAACAGGAAGUACCUCACUCCAUCAGCUUCUCAUGGAGCGUGUUCUCAUAUUUAUUCAAAGUGUUUCUUUGUGUCUUGCAGCGACGGAACGCAAAUAUCUCAACUGAGAGACGAGCUUUACGAAUUUGCUCUCUCCAUCAAACCAACGAAUUCUGGUUUUCGUCAGGUUGGGGAUGGUGAGUCAUUGCUCCGACAGCCCGUCCCCGAGUGUUACAUCAAACUUCAGGAUAUUGUGAGGAGUGCAACAAAGAGAUACUUACAAGAGAAACUGCCACCAAUACUAACGACUAAAGAGUUUAGGAAAAUAGCAUCUGAAGGGAAUUUUCCUGGAAAAUUGGACGAGCUUGAGCAAGCGACUGCAUUUCUU
Amphimedon queenslandica is the source of this 4803-nucleotide messenger RNA. RefSeq lists its product as uncharacterized. The annotation marks the transcript as partial. Gene Ontology annotation, molecular function: protein binding. The record is from RefSeq and is a predicted model, not a curated record. Lineage: Eukaryota; Metazoa; Porifera; Demospongiae; Haplosclerida; Niphatidae. The transcript is spliced from 11 exons.